AUGGUUGCUGACAUCUUACGUGAAAUCCUGAAACUCAUCAUCCCGACUGGCCUGGCCAUAGUGGACAUGGAGCUUUUAGGGACACGUUUAGCUUUCCUGUUUGUGCUGCCUCUGCUUUCUGCAAACGCCAUCGCCAAUCCCAAAACAACGGUGUCCUGGUGCGUGGUAUCGGAUGCGGAGGAGCAGAAGUGCGCCGACCUGGCCGGAAACGCCACUGCCCGGAAUAUCCGAGGGUCUCUGCAAUGUGUUCGAGGCGUCAAUUCCAGAGACUGCAUGCUCAAAAUUCAAAACGGUAGCGCAGACGCGGCCUCCAUGUUUGCGGAUGACAUCUACGCCGCUGGUCUGUGUCACCAGCUGGACGUGGCGGCAGGGGAGUCAGUCAAUGGAGUUGACGGCGUAAACUACUAUGUGGUGGCGUUGGCACGGCGCUCGUCGUCCGACCUGUCACUGCUGGAGAUGCACGAACGCAGUUCUUGCCACCCGGGCAUGCGCACCACGGUGGGCUGGACCGUGCCUGUGGCCUACCUUCUCAAUACCUCGCAGAUCAGCAUGCAGGGACACCAGUGUAACUUCCCCCGCGCGGUGGGGAACUUGUUCGGCUACAGUUGCGUGCCAGGCGUCAAGGAUCCCCAACACGACCCCCGGGGCAACAACCCCAAGAACCUGUGUGAGGCCUGUAUCGGUGACGACAACGAUCGACACAUUUGCGCCAGCAACCCCCGAGAGAGACACUACGGCGAGGCGGGGGCCCUCAGGUGCGUGGCGGAGAACCUGGGCGACGUUGCUUUUGUCAAACACACAACGGUCUUUGACAAUUUGGAAGGCCGUAACCAAGAGUCUUGGGCUCUGGACGUGGAGGCAGAGGACCUGAAGCUUCUUUGUCCAGACGGCGGCGAGGCGGACCUGGACGACUUCCGCCUGUGUCACUUGGCAACCGUGCCUGCCAACGGUGUGGUGGUACGCCCGCACGAUAAAUGUCGCGUCUGGAAGUUCUUGGAACGACUGCAGAACGUGUUUGGCAACGCCACGGACGGCUUGAGCAUGUUCAGCUCUGCCGGCUACGCCGACUCUGACGUGCUGUUCUCUGACUCUGCCCGCCGCCUACUGAGGGUAACGGGGGACUUCACGUCCUGGUUGGGGCCCUCCUAUACCAGCGCCCUGCAGGCCUUCGAGUGCGAAGGCUUCUGCUGA
Molecule: messenger RNA, 1191 nt
Organism: Nerophis lumbriciformis (worm pipefish)
Lineage: Eukaryota; Metazoa; Chordata; Actinopteri; Syngnathiformes; Syngnathidae
Source: RefSeq, a predicted model, not a curated record